Molecule: messenger RNA, 561 nt
Organism: Aspergillus aculeatinus CBS 121060
Lineage: Eukaryota; Fungi; Ascomycota; Eurotiomycetes; Eurotiales; Aspergillaceae
Exons: 4
Coding region: 1-561 (186 amino acids)
Molecular function (GO): RNA binding; RNA nuclease activity
Source: RefSeq, a predicted model, not a curated record
AUGAACACCCUGCCAAUUGCAUUCCUCGUGGUCUUUGCAUGGCUCCAGACCUCCUGGGGCCGACCAACUUCCACUUGGUCACCGAAUGUGACGCACAGAAUGGGCCUCUUCAAUGCCUCCGAUGUACCACCGCAACUCAUCUGUCCGGCGGUAGGAAAAGGCAACUUGUCAUUCCCAGCACAUAUAUACAACGACACGGCCAUUGAAGCCGUAUUGCGAGACGCCGUCACGCACACGGGGGCCCAUCAGAUCCCACCAACAGGGCCCCCCUCCGAACGCUACGCUCAUCAAUUCGGAAAGGGCCUCUCGCCGACCAACCUGACCUUCACCGGCUACUGCGCCAGCAAGAACGACACCUUUGAGUUUCCCAUCUUGCCGGAUGGGACGGUCUACGACGGGACGGUGGAUCAGGGCAUCGACCGGGUGAUCUACUCGCGUCUUCCGAGUUUGCGGAAUCCCACGUUCUGUGCUCUCCUGCGGCACAAUAUGACCAUCCUCGUCGAUCCGCCGUUUCUGCGGUGCCAGCCCGUGGCCGGUAGACGGUCUUUAUUAUUUACUUGA